AUGGCCGCAAAGGAACCCGACACCCAUCCACUUCUCCGGCGGCCGCUCUAUGUCUAUGAUCUCCCACCCGAACUUCUUCACAGUCUCACCCCAGUCGGCGGAGACCAGCCCAAGGCGGCAGACCCCAUUGAUACUACUACAGCGCCACGACAACCCGCACCCAACGAGGAUGGCAUUACAUCCUCCACUUCCACCUCAUGCGCUUUAUGCAGAGUCUCCUUCGACAAUGUCCAGGACCAACGACAGCACGUCAAAUCCGAUUUCCACCGGUACAACCUCAAGCUGAGCAUAAAGGGAAUGCCGCCAGUGGACGAAAGUACUUUUGUGAGGCUGAUCGGGGAUUUGGACGAAUCACUGUCUGGCUCAGAAUCAUCUGAAGAGUCGGAGGAUGACAACGACGGCGAAGCAGAUAGCAAACUCGGAGACACCACUCUGACCGCCCUUCUACGGAGGCAAGCAAAAAUAUCGGACACCACCACGAAGGAUGAUGAAGAUGUGACGCCGUUGUCCAAAAAGAUUGGCUUGGGAAACGCCCCGCUGCUAUGGUUGACAAGUCCAAAGACCGGCAGCGAUGUCGGGCUAGGAGUGUACAAAGCUAUCUUGACCACCCAGGAUCAGGAGAAACUGGCGGGGACAUCGACGUCGCUGGUGGACAUUAUCAAUGGCAAACAAGUGAAACCCACCUUCGCAAAGGCAAGCGGCGGGAACCCAGGACCAGCAGCAAACGGACACGGGCCUCAAUCCUCUUCGCAGGACGAUUCUCACUGGUUUCUUUGCAUGAUUGGUGGCGGCCAUUUCGCAGCCAUGAUUGUCUCACUCGUCCCGGAGCUGAGAAAGGGGCCUGGAGGGGUGGAAGAGCGCCAUGCGGUGGUUCGAGCGCACAAGACUUUCCAUCGGUAUACGACGAGACGAAAACAAGGCGGGGCUCAAUCAGCGAACGACAACGCCAAGGGCAAUGCACACUCUGCCGGUUCUUCGAUACGACGGUACAAUGAGAUGGCGUUGGAAGCCGAUGUCAGGCACGUACUAGCAGAGUGGAAGGACAUGAUUGACAGUGCGGAAUUGCUUUUCAUCCGAGCCACGGGGAGCGCGAACAGGAGAACACUGUUUGGACCAUACGAUGGACAGGUGUUGAGGAGCAACGACAAACGCAUUCGCGGAUUUCCUUUCAGCACUCGUCGAGCCACGCAAGCCGAGCUUCUCCGGUCCUUCCACGAGCUCACCCGAUUAAAGGUGGGAAAGCUUGUCGAACCACCUGCCGAAAAGCAGCCGGUUGAGAAGGCCCCUCCCAAGGAAACGAAAACAAAAGCAUCAUCAGCACCGAAGCUUAGCAAGGAGGAUGAGACAGCUCAAUUCCAUACUUCUCAACUACAAGCCCUGAUCCGCCGGUCAAAGGCGCCAGGUGUAUUACUCUAUCUGACCAAGAAUCAACUGUCACCAAACUUUGCGUUCUUCCCCCCAGGCGAACACCACCACGCACCCACACUCCUACACCUUUCCGCGGCGACUAAUUCUCCUGCAUUGGUGUUGGCUUUGCUUACGAAAGCAAAGGCGGAUCCCACGAUCAAAAAUGGCGACGGCAAGACGCCAUACGAGAUUGCGGGCGACACCAAGACGAGAGAUGCGUUCCGCAUCGCGCGCCACCAACUAGGAGAGAGCGCAUGGGACUGGACUCAAGCCCGUGUCCCAGCACCUCUAAGCCAAGAAGAAGCCGACGCAAAGGCGCAACAGGAGAAAGCGGCUUCGGAAGCCGCUGAGGCUCGACGUCGGAAAGCCGAGCUAGAGCAAAUUCGGCAGGAGGAAGAACGCCGCAAUGUCAACCGUAUCGAAAAGAAGGCCGGGGCCGGCAAGACCUUGGCCGCAGCAAUCGAGAAAACUGGCGCAGAGAAACGCGAAGAAGAGACCAGAGGCCUGACCCCUGAGAUGAAAAUGAGGCUGGAGAGAGAAAGGAGAGCCAGGGCUGCCGAGGAGAGAAUCAAAAGAAUGCAGGGAGCAAGAUAG
This is a messenger RNA of Exophiala dermatitidis NIH/UT8656, 2001 nucleotides long. RefSeq lists its product as uncharacterized. The record is from RefSeq and is a predicted model, not a curated record. Bases 1 to 2001 code for a protein of 666 amino acids. The transcript has 2 exons. NCBI's taxonomy places the organism in Eukaryota, Fungi, Ascomycota, Eurotiomycetes, Chaetothyriales, Herpotrichiellaceae.